This is a messenger RNA of Caenorhabditis briggsae, 615 nucleotides long. Gene Ontology annotation, cellular component: COPII-coated ER to Golgi transport vesicle; endoplasmic reticulum; endoplasmic reticulum-Golgi intermediate compartment. Gene Ontology annotation, biological process: Golgi organization; endoplasmic reticulum to Golgi vesicle-mediated transport; intracellular protein transport. Lineage: Eukaryota; Metazoa; Nematoda; Chromadorea; Rhabditida; Rhabditidae. Bases 1 to 615 code for a protein of 204 amino acids. The record is from RefSeq and is a predicted model, not a curated record. The transcript is spliced from 4 exons.
AUGAAGACGUUAGUCAUCCUAUUAUCCGCAGUCGUUCUUGCGAACUCGUUGAGGUUCUACGUUCCUCCAAAAGAGAAAAAGUGCCUGAAAGAGGAAAUUCACAAGAAUGUCGUCGUAACUGGAGAAUAUGAAUUCAGUCAAGGAAUACAAUACACUGGAAGUAUCCAUGUUACCGACACUCGAGGACACACUCUUUACAAGCGUGAAAACUUCAUCGAUCUGAAAGGGAAGUUUGCAUUCACCGCCGACGAGUAUGACAUCUUCGAGAUUUGCAUUGAAAACCAUCCACCAGCAGGACAUCCAGGAGAGAAACGCGAGGUUUCUCUUGUAUUGAAGCACGGAGUUGAAGCAAAGAACUACGAUGAUAUUGCCAAGGCCGAGAAGCUGAAGCCACUCGAGGUUGAACUGAGACGGUUGGAGGAUUUGGCUGAUUCCAUCACCAAGGAUUUUGCCUUCAUGCGCCAGAGAGAGGAGGAAAUGAGAAACACGAACGAAUCGACAAACAGCCGCGUCCUCUAUCUUUCGAUCUUCUCGAUGCUCUGCCUUCUCGGUCUCGCCAUUUGGCAAGUGCUCUUCUUGCGAAACUAUUUCAAGUCGAAGAAGCUCAUCGACUAG